This is a messenger RNA of Chlamydomonas reinhardtii, 4022 nucleotides long. RefSeq lists its product as uncharacterized. Lineage: Eukaryota; Viridiplantae; Chlorophyta; Chlorophyceae; Chlamydomonadales; Chlamydomonadaceae. The transcript is spliced from 6 exons. The record is from RefSeq and is a predicted model, not a curated record. Bases 203 to 3955 code for a protein of 1250 amino acids.
GUAGAACUGCACAUCGCGACGGCGGAUACCUGGCGGAGCGGACAGAGCUCGGAUGGGCUCCAUGCAGUGCACGCGGGGGCGCGGGGUAAUGGGCAAUUCUGGUCAGGAGAAUCGCACCCGCGCGUCGACCCACGUCAAUAUAGCUGCUUGCUGUCGCACCCGACUCACUGCAAUAUGUACAAGUAGCGCGCACUCAGUCAACAUGAGUCGCCUCAUGGAAGAAUACACGCGCAAAGCGGCUGCAUAUGAAGCUGCACUGUCCAAAAUUGCAUCCACUAAUAGACCUGUCAACAGCACAGCAUUGCUCUGGGAAAUAAAAGAGACGCUGUACGCUGGCGUCGGCAAAGGGUCGCAGGCUUCCUCUCCAAGCGACUUGCAGACCCUUCACAGAGCACUUAAUGGCAGCCGCGUUAUUUCUCUCGGCGCAAAGCUGACGCAGCAACUGGCCACAGUUGCGGAGGAAGCCGAAAACGCAGGAGUCAUCGAGCGGUUGGGCCCUCAGAAGGCGCGCGAGGCGCGCCUCGCCCUGGGGCAGGCCUUGUGCCUAUGCCUGGAUGGAAUCGCGGACGCUGGUCGCGGCCUAACGCACGCCGGCCCACCGGACCACGCGGAAUUCAUGGCCCGUAUCCGAAACCCCCGCACCCACCCCGUCAACGACCUGGUCACGGACCUGACGCUACCUGACACCAUGAAGGCGCUCGCGGCGGCAGCGCGCUUCGUGCGGUGCCGCCUGUGGCCGCUGGCGGAGGAGGAGCUGGCAGCGGCGGCAGUGGCGGAGCAGGGGCAGGGGCAGGGGGAGGCAGGAGCGGGCGAGGAGCAGGGCGAGGAGGAGGCGAGCCAGGGAGCUGGCGGCGCGGCGGCCGGCUCGAGCGCGGCCGACGCGCCGCCCAUAAACACAAAGGUCAAGAUCAAGCGCCUGAACGACUCCAUCCGCGUUAUGAAGCUCGACCCAGUCGACGCCGACAGCGCCGCGCAGCUGGUCCGCCAGGCCGGCGCCGCCGGCGGCGCACUGCUGCUGUCCGCCUGCGCCGCCCUCCAUGGGGCCGUGGGCGUGGUACGACACGAGUGCGACGUCAUGAACUCCGCCACGCCCUUCGCACAGGCCCUGCUAGGCAGCCUCAUCUCGACGCAGGCGCUCGAUGAGAUUGCGGCCGCAUUCCUGGCGGCUCCGCCGCCGCCGCAGCCGCCUUCUGCCGCUCCGUACACUUCCGUGUACUGCAUGGCUUUUAUGACGCUGACAGACGUGCUGACGGAUGUGUGUGGGCUGGCGGGGCCCUGCGGCCCAGGGCCCAUCCAGUUGCUGACGCAGCCGGCUCUGCUGCGGCUGCGCUACGAGAUGUUGGAGCAGGUGGCGGCCACGGCGCCCGGCGGCGCGGACGAGGGCAUUGAGGGCAUCGGCAACGCCGGCGGUGGCCGUGGCACCGGUGCAGCAGUGGGGUUGGCGGCGGCGGGCGGCGCCGCCCGUGUGCGGCUGUGGCCAGUCAUGCAACGCGACACGCUGCGUGCGGUGUUCGGCCCGCGCGUGCAGCUGACGCGCAGCAUGUUCACGUUUGUGGUGAACGCCGCCGGUGCGCCCAUUGCGGCGCAGCAGCACAGUGAGGCCGCAUGCGACCGCGCCGCUGUCAUGGCCUUCCCCGACCGCCGCCGCGCCGUCGCGCUCGCCGCCGCCGCCAGCCGCGCCCUAGCCGCCAGGCUGGAACACUUGGGCGCCGCCGGCGCCGCCGAGCCCUCCGCCGAGGCCCGCGUCACGCCGCGGAUGCUGUACGACGCGGCGCAGCACUUCCCGCCUGUCGUACACGCGCUGGUGGGCGCCGCGCCGCCGCGGGAGGCGGCGGCGCUGGUGGGCGAUGCAUUACUAAUGUACGGCUGGCUGCUGCGGUGCUUAGUCACGCCGGCGGGGCUGGCGGGCGCGGGCCGGGGGGGGCUGGAAACGGACAGUGAGAAGCUGAUGCCGUUCUGUACGACAUACACGAUCCAGGACAGCCCGCUCAACGACGACCCACUUUUCAAGGCGUGGCGACGCAUGACGCCGCUGCAGCGCGCCGCCGCCGCCGCCCGCGCCCUGGCGGCGCGCAUCCCGCAGUCCAUGGACGGCGUGGCCCGGCAGCUGGCGGCGCAGGGGGAGGUGCCGCUGGAGGCUGUAGCAGGCAGCGCCGACCUGGUCACGCUGCUACUGCGGGCGCAGCUGCAGCGCUGGCGCGCGCGACUGGCGGCGGCGCUGGCCGCUCGGGAGGAGGCGGAGGCUACGGAGGCUGCGGAGGGAGCGGAGGAGGGGGUGGCGGGGGCGGGGGCAGCUGUGCUGCCGCCGCUGCCGGCGCCGCCAUCCAUAUCGGAGCUGGGGCUGCUGCUGACGGCGGUCAAGGUGAUUCGCUGCGAGGCAGAGCGACUGGCCGCCGAGAACGCCGCCGCCGCCGCCUCCAGCAGUGGGAACAGCAGCAGUAGUGGCAGUAGCAGUAGCAGCAGGGCGGCGCUACUGCCGGCGCUGCUGCAGGGCGCGGAGCCGGUCCACUGGGUGCUGGCGGAGCACCUGAUGCGGUGGGUGGGGCACCGGGAGGGAGGCCUGGCCUCGCUACUGCCGGAGCUACAGCCGGCAGCAGCAGCAGCAGCAGCAGCCACCGCUGGAGGCAGCAGUAGCAGCGCCAGCAAGGCUGGGAAGGGCAAGAGCAAAUCUGGCUGCAGCACCGCCACUGGUGGCGGCGGCGCCGCCGCCGCGGAGCGGUUGGCUCUGGGCGAGGCGCAGCGCGUCGUGCUUGAAGCUAUGGCGCUGGCGGGCGUGGCGGUUAUGCAGUUGUAUGGCGAGAUGCUGGCGGCGGCUGUACGACACUGGGAUGAGCAGGAUGGGCAGCAGGCACAGCCGGGCAGCGCUGCGCCGCCGCGGCGGGCUGCCGCCGCCGGCGCCGGCGCCGCCGCCGCCAGCAAACAAGAGCUGUGCGAGCGCCUGGCGGUCAUUGCCGUCCAGCUGCUGGUGCUAGUGGCGCUACUGCCGCCGCCGGUGCUGCUGGCGGCGCCGAUGCCGCCGCAGCGGCUCAUGCCGCUCCUGGCACGGGCGCUGCUGCACGUGCAGAAGCAGCUAGGGCUGGGCGGCGGCGGGGGAGACAACAAGGGCGGGAAGAAGAAGCAAGGCGGAGGAGGAGGAGGAGGAGGUGGAGCGGCGGCGCCGCAGGAGUGGACGGCAGCGAUGGACGGGUGGCGGGAGCUGGUCCUGCGGCUGAGUGCGGAGCCGCGCUUGUGCGCCGCCUGCGUGCCGGGGUGGCUGUGGGGCGCGCGACGCACCGACGGCGGCAAGGUUGGCGGCGGCAAGGCUGGCGGCGGCAAGGCGGGUGGCGGCCGGCGGGAGGUGGACAGCCUGCAAGUUGACUUGACAGCGGUGGCGGCGGCGGGAGUGGAAGCGGCAGCGGCGGGCGCCGGGGCGUCGGCUUCGGCUGCAGCCAGCGCGUCAACGCCUCCUGCGGCCGCCGCUGGAGCCGCGGAGGCGGGGACGAGUGGCGGCGGAGGCGCACCAGGCGUGGCCGUGCGCGGCCCUGUGCUGCUGGUGCGCGGGGCCGUGGUGGCGUCCACCCUCGCCUCGGCGGGCGCCGAGUGGUCGUCUCAGGCGUGGCUGCAACACCAGCAGCAAGUCGUGUCGCUGGCGCAAGCCACGCUACGCGCGGAGCAUCGCGACGGGGGCGGGGACGAGGCGGCGUAUGAGGGCUGGCGACAGGCAGCGGCGGCGCUGCCGGGCGGCGGGGAGGAGGGCAUCCUGGGGCCGGCGGCGGCGCGGCUGUGCGGCAACCCGCGCUGCUCCAACUUCGGCGGCGCCAGCGAGGCAGCGCUGGAGCUGAAGAAGUGCACGGCGUGCCGGGCGGUGCGCUACUGCGGUGCAGGCUGUCAGAAGGAGCACUGGAGGGCCGGACACAAGGAGGCGUGCCGCCGGCCGCCGCCGUCAGACACAGCCGGCACGCAGCCGGCCGGGUGAGCGCGGCGAUUCAACUUCACACGGCGGGGUGCUCUGUGGUGGUAGGAAACGAGAGAAAGGAAACCCG